ACGAUGUGCCCGCGGACACGGAGCGACACGUCGACGACCGCCGCGCUAUCCUCUCACCGACAUUAACGACACGAUUACGUUACGCGUUCCAAAUUCAAAAUCAGUGCUGUGGCGUGUUGUUUUGUGAUACUCUUUCAAUAGCGGGAGGCGCGGCAUGGCAGCCGGCAUGGGGGUGCCGGAGUACUUCGCCGGCAAGACGGUGCUGGUCACGGGCGGCACCGGCUUCAUGGGCAAGGUGCUGCUGGAGAAACUGCUGCGCUGCUGCAGUGACGUGCGUCGCGUCUACUUGCUGAUGCGGCCCAAGCGCGGACACAGCGCUGCCGAGCGUCUCGAUGACUUCCUCCAGUGCAAGGUAUUCGAGGUAUUGCGAGCAUCCAACCCACAGUGCUUCAGCAAGCUGGUGGUAGUCCCGGGAGACAUCCUGCAAGAAGAUCUGGGCAUUUCAGAGGAGCACCGGCGUCUGUUGCAAGAAGAAUGCAACUGCGUGUUCCACUGCGCCGCCUGUGUCAGAUUCGACAUGUUUAUCCGCGAUGCGAUCAAUUUGAACACGGUUGCAACUAUGAAGGUACUCAAGCUGGUGGAAGGAAUGAAGAAUCUAGAGGUGUUCGAGCACGUGUCGACGUCGUACUGCCGCUGUGAGCUGCCGAUCCUCGAGGAGAAGGUGUACCCGGCGCCCCACCGGCCGCACGAUGUGGUCGCCACCACGCGCUGGAUGGACGAUGACUUGCUGCGAUACAUGCAGCCCAAGUUGAUAGAUCCCCAGCCCAACACAUACGCCUACACCAAGUCGCUGACGGAAGACCUGGUCUCACAGUACGAGGGGAAGUUCCCCAUUGUCAUCGCCAGACCCUCCAUUGUGAUGGCGGCGUACAAGGAGCCAGUGCCUGGGUGGGUGGACAAUAUGAACGGAGCAACGGGCCUGCUCGUGGGAGCGGGGAAAGGUGUGAUCCGCACAAUGCACUGCAACGAUAGCUACCAGGCGGACAUAAUGCCAGUGGACAUGGCCGUCAACGCCUGUAUAGUGCUCGCCUACCUCACUGCCACCGACAGACCACGAGAGAUCCGCGUGUGCAACGUCACACAGUCUGGAAUCAAUCCGUUGACAUGGGGGCGCGCGCUCGAUAUGGGUCGUGUGCACGUGCGAGAGUUUCCAUUCUCCAUCUGCCUGUGGUACCCCGGCGGGUCCCCCAAGAGCUCGCGAGCGCACCACCUCGUCGCCGCAUUCUUUACCCACGUGCUGCCAGCCUACUUCGUGGACCUUGUCAUGUUCCUAGCGGGCAAGAAGACUUUCAUGGUGAAGAUCCAGAAGCGAGUCAGCUACGGGCUGCAAGUGCUGCAGUACUACACCACCAAGGAGUGGCACUUCCGGAACGAGGUCUACCAGGCCCUACCCACCAGACUCUCCGCACGGGACAGGGAGCUGUUCUACACCGACCACAGGAUGAUAGAGUGGAGCGACUACAUCCGGAACUACAUCAAGGGGGCGCGAGAGUUCUGCUGCAAGGAGGAGCCAGCCACGCUCCCCGCCGCACGCCGGAGACACCGACAAUUGUUCUACUUGGAUUUGUUCGUACAGACGGCCGUUUAUAGUUUAAUCGCAUACUUUAUAUACUACUAUAUAAUUCGUAUGUUGAGCUAACUGGUGACAAGGCACUGUUGUAUCGACUAUAUUGUAUUAUAUCUCGUAAUUUGAGAGGGUCAAAGUGACGUUAGACUUAAUGAUGGGAACCAUGAAGCUGUUUACUGCCUGAACGGAUUUCUUUGCGCGAUACAUUGCUGCCUUCGAUAAAAUAUAAUGUUGUGCAUUGUUCAGCUUAAAAUAUAAAUAUUGCACACGAAUGUGGUACGUGUCAAAUGAGCUCGCGAAUAUAAAAUUAUCGUUAAGCAAUAAAAGUGUUUUAGCAUUCAAUUUUAGGACUGCCUGUUAAGGCUGGGGACCAAGCCGAUGGCCUUGAGGAAUCGAGCGGCGGUAGGUUACCUCUCUCGCACAAUAUCGCAAUAAUUUUAAUUCAGAAUCAGAAUCAUUUUUAAUUUAUUACAAACAUAAUACAAUUGUCUUUACAAAACUAUGUCAAUUGAAUAGUAUAUAUUGGUGUACAAUUAAUAAAUGUUGGUAUAAUUUUUAUGUAGAUUGAAUGAUUAGCAUGGCUCCGACUGUAAAAGUUAGGGGUUUUUUUGUGAAUUAAUUCACAGUGUCUAUAAAAAAUAGUAAAGUACAGAAAAAAUUAAUUCUCAUAUUCUGUAGAUAUCUAAUUAUUUUUUGUAAAAAUAUAAGCUUUAUAUAAACCGCCAAAAAAUGGUUGCAAUUAUGCGCUAUUUUGACGAUUUCUUGGGAUAGUUGCCUUAAGGUUUAGUUUCGAAUAGAGUGCGUACUGAGCAUAGGACUUAUUACUCCGGUAUACUAUAGUACCGUAAGGCUUUACAAUGCGUAUCGGUCAAUAUGUGGCGAGUUUAUAUUUUGGUCUUUGAAUAUAGCCCAACUUAUAAAAUGAUUUUUUUUAAUUGUUUAAUGAUUUUUAAUUAUCGUGGACAUACUGACAUGUUGCUACCGAAACACCCUUGGGAACUUUGUUGAUACCUACGUUUGUUAUUAUUUUAAUAUCAAUAGGGCUACUUUUAAUUGUGGUCGUCAUAUAACAAUCGAUGUACGGCGUCAAUUACAUUAGUGGUUUUCUAGAACCCUUCUACCAAAUUAACUUCAUUGAAAUUUCUUUGUCCUAUUAUUAUUACUAUUAUAAUUAAUGUACGAUGCUACACAAAACUUUUAAAUAUAUUAUCCGUUUAGAAUCAGGUCAAGUUGUGCGAAUAAUAUGAUAUAUAUUAUACUUAAGCAUCGAAAUGAAAUCAUAAUUCCUACAUUAUAUUAUUGGCUCUACUAGAAACUCAACUUUUCAACAACUAAAGUUUUAUUCAACUAACGCAGUUUAGAUUAUAAAAUAACUAUUUUUCAAAGGCAUAAAUUAGUAUAUGUAAUGUAGUAGCCGUGACCAACUGCAAACUUAGCGAAAUGUCGGUAUGAAUUAAUAAUUAACAACAACAAAAAAGUAAUGAAAUGGUUAAAGUUCAAAUUAAAUUAUAAUAAGCCUUACACGAUUUAAUCAUAAAGAAGUAAGUUAUGUAGGUACAUUUUCCCUUAUUCCCUCGUUGUACAAUAACAUGUUGCAUUUUUUUAAAUACAAAUAAUUUAAAGAAUCCCAAUGGUUGAUUUAGGACCUAGGUUAUCAAUGACGCGAAUAGCCCCUUUCCUAUAGCACAAAGAUGGUAUUAAUAUCGGUAGCGUUGCCCCGUAGCAAUAUACACAUAAUACUUUGAAAAUAACAAAAGUAAACAAGUCGCGCUGUAUCUAGGUCGGUUAUUUGUCUCAUCUUUUUAACCGCGUAUGCUGCAGAACUAUGUCUGUUCGCCAAUCCUUCAAUAUGGAGGCCCCAUUGUAAUUUGGAAUCCAGAGUAAUGCCAAGAAAUAUAGCAGAUUAAAAGGUUUUGUCACCUCUCAGUUUAACAAAACAUUAGCGUCUACAUUUUCAUAUUUGCUACGGUAAAUAUAUAUCGUUUUCUUGAUAUUAAAUAGCAUUAGGUUUUUAACGCUAAACCAGAACAUGAUGUCUGAUAGAAUAUCGUUUACUGCGUCAUACAUAAUUUUUUUUUCACUAUGAAUAUCAGUGAAGUGUCAUCUGCAAACAAUAUUACCUUAUGAUUUUGUCUAUAAGGUUAGGAAGAUAAUUUACGCAGAUAGGGAAGAAGAACGGUCCCAGAGUAGACCCUUGUGGUACCCCCAUACUCAGAAGCGUUCCAGGAGAUCUCAUACUUUUCACGUCAAACUUCUGAAUUCUUUUGUUAAAAUAUGAAGUCAGAAGAUCGAGCGCAGUUCCUUUUAUGCCUUAGUGACAUAGCUUCCUGACCAGAGUUGAAUGUUGAACACAAUCGAAGGCUAUAGGUAAAUCACAGAAGAUACCAAGUGCAUUCUGCGAAACCUCCCAAGUAUCAAAAACAUUCAUGGUCAGCUCAUCACCUGCAUCCGUAUUUGAAUAUUACUUUUUUACUAUAUUAAGAUUUUGGCGCCCUAUUAUUUCAAAUUAUUAUUAAUACUACCUACAUAACCACUGAAAUAUUACUAUGCUCACAUAGAUGUAAUUAUUAUAUUAUAUAGGAAUUCAAUAACCUAAAAACUUUGUGAUAUGCAUGAGACAAUUUAAUUAUUGCGUAUAGUUUACGCAAUCAUAUUAUUAUUUAUCUAUAAUAUUAUCAUAAGGGAGCUUAUUCCCAAAGCCGAAAGCGACAGCAAUGCCAAUUAUUAGGUAUCAUUUUUAAUUAUCACCACAGAUUAACAAUUUUAUUUAUGCGCCAUUAAAUGGUUUAUUCUUUGUAUCAAACUUUGUAUUCAACAGUUAACAAUAUUAAUAUGAUAGUAUAACUUAAUUAAUAUUCAACCAUUUUAUUUUUUUAAUAUUGAGUCAAACUCAAAUUUUCGAUCAAUUUAUGUAUAUUUAGUAAUUAUUUUGUAAAUACUCAAACAAUUAACAUUAAUGUAAUUAAAGGUCUAAUAUUAAGUACUUUUUAGUUUUAAGGGUAAUUAAAUCUGUAGUUCAAAAUGGUUGUAAAUGUUUCAAUGCAUUUAUUUUUUUUCUCAAAGAUAUCUUAAGUUAUGUCUUUCCUGAUUUUUGUAGAGCAUGGCAUUCAAAAAUAAUGUAAAACGAAGUAUCUGCAUGGUUACAUAAAGUUAAAUAACUUCCACGUUUCACAUGAUGAUAUUAUAGAAAUGUGACGUGUAGAUACAUUAAGAAAAGUCGAUAUUCAAUGUUACCUCAUUGUUUUAGUACUUAUAAUUUUAAUAGUAUUUUAUGAAUAAAUAAUGUUAAUCAUUUAA
Leptidea sinapis is the source of this 4864-nucleotide messenger RNA. Its product is annotated as putative fatty acyl-CoA reductase CG5065. Gene Ontology annotation, molecular function: alcohol-forming very long-chain fatty acyl-CoA reductase (NADP+) activity. The transcript has 13 exons. NCBI's taxonomy places the organism in Eukaryota, Metazoa, Arthropoda, Insecta, Lepidoptera, Pieridae. Gene Ontology annotation, cellular component: peroxisome. Gene Ontology annotation, biological process: long-chain fatty-acyl-CoA metabolic process. The coding region runs from base 155 to 1639 and encodes 494 amino acids. The record is from RefSeq and is a predicted model, not a curated record.